Molecule: messenger RNA, 1152 nt
Organism: Pistacia vera
Lineage: Eukaryota; Viridiplantae; Streptophyta; Magnoliopsida; Sapindales; Anacardiaceae
Product: translation factor GUF1 homolog, chloroplastic-like
Exons: 9
Coding region: 13-984 (323 amino acids)
Biological process (GO): positive regulation of translation
Molecular function (GO): GTP binding; GTPase activity; ribosome binding
Source: RefSeq, a predicted model, not a curated record
CACUCCCUCAAAAUGUUGGCUACGGACCUCUCUUCUUCUUCUCUAACACUUCUCUUAUCCAUAAAACAAAACUUCCCAAUUCCAACCUCUCACUUCCUACUUUCUCCUUCAAAAUCUCCUCGUCUCUUUAAUUUUUCUCUCUUUCUCUCUAAAAAUGCCGUCACCAUUCGACGCCGCUCCCGAGUGUUUUCUCAGACCCAGACGGAGUUGGAAUUGGCCACCAAAGUUGGACAAGACCGUCUCUUAAAGGUUCCUGCGUCGAACAUAAGGAAUUUCUCCAUUAUUGCUCAUAUUGAUCACGGGAAAUCAACUUUAGCUGACAAAUUGCUUCAGAUGACUGGUACGGUUCAGAAACGAGAAAUGAAGGACCAGUUUUUAGAUAACAUGGAUUUGGAAAGAGAAAGAGGCAUCACUAUCAAACUACAGGCAGCUCGAAUGCGUUAUGUAUAUGAAAAUGAACCAUAUUGCCUGAAUUUAAUUGAUACUCCGGGCCACGUGGACUUCUCUUAUGAGGUUUCUCGUUCGCUUGCUGCAUGUGAGGGUGCUCUCCUCGUUGUAGAUGCUUCGCAGGGAGUGGAAGCACAGACCCUGGCUAACGUUUAUUUGGCUUUGGAAAACAAUCUUGAAAUUAUUCCUGUUUUGAACAAGAUAGAUCUUCCUGGUGCUGAACCAGAUCGAGUUGUUCAGGAGAUUGAAGAGGUUGUUGGGCUAGAUUGUAGUGAUGCAAUUCUUUGCUCUGCAAAGGAGGGGAUUGGUAUAAAUGAAAUUCUGAAUGCAAUUGUUAAAAGGAUUCCGCCACCUUUGGACACAGCUGAAUGUCCGUUAAGGGCUUUAAUAUUUGAUAGUUACUAUGAUCCAUAUCGUGGAGUGAUUGUAUAUUUCCGAGUCAUUGAUGGAACUAUGAAGAAAGGUGACCGCAUUUAUUUUAUGGCGAGUCAGAAGGUGGAGUGCUCUUUCUCUUGUAUAGUUUUCCUUCUAGUUUGAAGAUUUGAUGAGAUCACCUUAUGUUAAAAGCAUAGGAUCAACUUUUAUGGAACCCCUGAGGUUUAGUGAAACAUCAAUACCCCCAAAUGGUUUUGAAACCAUCACAAAAACCCUUGUUGCUUGCUUUCAUUUUUGUUAAGUCACUAUUUAUCCCAGUCAUCAUGUUGA